Molecule: messenger RNA, 1340 nt
Organism: Aedes albopictus (Asian tiger mosquito)
Lineage: Eukaryota; Metazoa; Arthropoda; Insecta; Diptera; Culicidae
Exons: 2
Coding region: 143-1009 (288 amino acids)
Source: RefSeq, a predicted model, not a curated record
GAUCGAGGAGGUGAGGAAAAUCUUCAAUGAAUACAACGAGAAAAUCCAGUUCACAGUGGAGGUUGAAGAAAACGGGAAAAUUCCCUUUCUCGACCUGCUACUGGUUCGACAACCCGACCAAACGAUCAAAACCGAGUGGUACAUGAAGCCAAUCGCCUCAGGACGGUUUCUGAAUUACCACUCGGCGCACAGCAUCAAACAGAAGGUAAACGUGGCGAAAAAUUUCAUCCGCCGUGUCCAAACCUUCUCAACCAACGUCGAUACAGCCACAACACGUGACAUCAUCACCACCCAGCUCAAACUGAACGAUUACCCCACCACGAUGAUCAACCGCCUCAUCGAUCGAUCGAGAGAACGACAGGUUAACCCUACCAACGAAGACGUCACAGACAGCGAGGAAACGAUCUACCGUUCUAUGGUACAGGUUGGGCAGUUAUCGGGAAACAUUCAGAAAAUCUUGAAGAAAGACUACCCAAAUGUGACCAUUAGCUCAAAAAAUGCCAAAACCGUCGGUAACAUGCUGCCUCCGGUGAAAGACGUCGAGGAUAAAAACAGUAGAUCGAACGUGAUUUAUAAUAUCCCAUGCGCAGACUGUCCUGCGUGUUACGUAGGCAUGACGACGAACAAGCUGCAAACGAGGAUCUCUAGUCACCGCUCCUGUUCCAACCGGCUACAAAGCUUGUGGGACCAGGGCAAGACGACGGAGGACGUGGAGGUUGCACAGCUGCGAGAACGGACGGCGCUGCUAGACCAUUCGGCAGCCAACCAUCAUGUCUUCGCAUUCGAUCGUACACGAAUAGUGGAUUCUAGUUUUAAGCAACAGAACCUACACAUACUCGAAACAUGCCAUAUUGUAAACACACACAACACGGUCAACAAGCGCACAGAUACAGACAACCUCAGCAAUACGUAUGCCGGCGUACUGCACACACUGAGAAACAAUACACGAAGCGAGGCUGUCCGACAGACAGACGAAUCGUUACAACAAGAAUCAAUACAAUCAGAGUAAAAGUGGCGCCAAACAGGCAACUGCAUCGUAGUUCUGCGACCCGGAUCGUUUUCGGAAUUCCCCUCUACCGAACCACCGCCGCAGGCGGCAGAGUAAGUAAACCGGACGAUAAACUGUUCGCCUACACAGCAUGUUCGCCUGAUACUCACGAUUCUUGUUGCAGCGAUACGUUCGUCUGGGACAAAUUUGGCCUAUGCUGUGGGCCUAUGUUACGAGAGAACGGAGCAUAGUUAAAUCCUUGAGAAAGGCACAAUAUAGUGACCGAAACGUCGGAUGAAGACUUAACAAUCCGUUUUUGAGUUUUUCUUCCAAGACUGAAAGCCAUAACCUC